Molecule: messenger RNA, 579 nt
Organism: Hippoglossus stenolepis (Pacific halibut)
Lineage: Eukaryota; Metazoa; Chordata; Actinopteri; Pleuronectiformes; Pleuronectidae
Gene: rps12
Product: ribosomal protein S12
Exons: 7
Coding region: 105-554 (149 amino acids)
Biological process (GO): translation
Cellular component (GO): ribosome; cytosolic small ribosomal subunit
Molecular function (GO): structural constituent of ribosome
Source: RefSeq, a predicted model, not a curated record
CCUGCUGCCGAUAAAGCCAUGUCGCGCACCGAUGACGUCCUCUUUACACCGCUGCCCGAGAGGAGGAUCGGAACUUUCAGUCCCCCAUCCAUCGAAAUUCUACAAUGGCCGAGGAAGGGUUACCGAGGGAGUUUGAGGUACCUGGAGGUAGUGACCUUGCAGGGAAAGGCGUUGCUGCUGGAGGUGUGAUGGAUGUUAACACCGCUCUCCCUGAAGUGCUUAAGACCGCACUAAUCCACGAUGGCCUCGCCCGUGGUAUCCGUGAAGCCGCCAAGGCUCUGGAUAAGCGUCAGGCCCAUCUGUGCGUCCUUGCAGCAAACUGCGACGAGCCCAUGUACGUCAAGCUGGUGGAGGCCCUCUGCGCUGAGCAUCAGAUCAACCUGAUCAAGGUUGAUGACAACAAGAAGCUCGGCGAGUGGGUUGGUCUAUGCAAGAUCGACCGUGAGGGCAAACCCCGCAAGGUGGUGGGCUGCAGCUGCGUCGUGGUCAAGGACUAUGGCAAGGAGUCUCAAGCCAAGGAUGUGAUUGAGGAAUACUUCAAAGCCAAGAAAUGAGCCGUUAAUAAACGUUUGAAACGAA